Penaeus monodon (black tiger shrimp) is the source of this 1113-nucleotide messenger RNA. Its product is annotated as sin3 histone deacetylase corepressor complex component SDS3-like. The coding region runs from base 169 to 720 and encodes 183 amino acids. The transcript has 6 exons. The record is from RefSeq and is a predicted model, not a curated record. NCBI's taxonomy places the organism in Eukaryota, Metazoa, Arthropoda, Malacostraca, Decapoda, Penaeidae.
GUUGAGAUAGAAUGUGUUGAAAGAGAUUAUUUAGCUGAGAAAAGAUUAGCUGGAAAGGAAUUUGAAGAGAAGAAGAAGGAAUUGAAAGAAAACCUUUUGUUGGAGCUAGAAGAUAAGAAGAAAAUCAUUGAACAGGAAAGAUUCACACUUGAACUCACAGGAGACUCAAUGGAGACAAGAUAUGGAAUGGUAAGGGAGUCACCAAGACGUUUAUUGGCGAGGCUUAAAAAUCUGGCACCAAGUAGACCCCUAAGCCAAAUCCUGAGGCCCAAAAUUGAUGCGUAUAAGCCAGUUUCAACUCGAAAGCUGCGUCGAAGAGGUAAUGAGCCUGCACCCAUUGUGGAAAAGCGGCGGAAACCUGUUUCUAAUACACUUCAACUCUUGCUUGAAGAACGUGAAGUGGAUGAAGACUUGAAGCUCAUCAACAAGAGCAAGCUCAUUAAUAUGAAGAAAACCUCACCUGCCAUAGCUCCUCCUGAGCUUAUUGGUAAUGAACCAAAAAUUGAAAAUGGAAAGCUCUAUUUUGAUAAAAAGUGGUUUCACAAAGGCCAAGCUGUGAUGAUUGAGUGCAAAGAUGGAACCCGGUUCAAUGCUAUUCUCACUGUUGCAGGGAAUGAUAUGAUUAUGGUAAGGAAAGUACCAGACAACAUUCGCUUGAAAAUUACCCUGGCCCAGUUGGCACAUGGGAAAUACUUGGUGCGCCGGAGGAGUUCAACGUGACAAGCAGAGGAUGUGUUUGCUGUGGGUCCAAGCUUCUUUUAAACCAGACCAUGAGUAUUUCAACAUCCUGCUGUUGACUAGCUAUUUGCAAUGCAAAUGGAUUUGCAGUCAUAUUCAGGUUUGGUAUAACUUUCUCUUCAGAGAAAACUACAUGAGUGGAGUAAAAAGAAUCUGAUUUUAAUGCAAUUCAUCUGACAUAAAUCGCGGAUAUUGAGAACUCAGGUUUCAAUAUUACUUAAUAUGGGAGUCUCUUUCUGCCUUUACACCAUAUGUGAAGUACAAUUGUAGAAUUAGGUUUAAUGAUAAAGGGACUCGAAAUGCAUUUAGACUUAAGUAAGAUAUUUUUAUUAUAGCAUAUUAAGCUGUGACAGAAUUAAAUAUGAAUUUCUUACA